CGUCUGCUAAAGACCUCUUUAUCUAGGGGAACUACAAAUGACUCCUAUAAUACUCUAUUGCAAAGUUUCAUCAUGCAAAUUCUACAAAAUCCCAUAACAAUACGAGCAAAUGGUUAUUUUACUGUAAAUUUAAAAUCAUUGAUGAAGAUUUUAGCAAAUAUUGCCACCUAUUUAAUAAUACUAAUGCAAUUUCGUAAGGCUAAUGUAAACGAAGAGUCCAUAGAACUAACAACCACAAUUUCCAACAUGCCUAAGAAUAUAAAUGGUUCAUUAAAAUUUCAUAUAGAGGAUAAUUAA
Molecule: messenger RNA, 297 nt
Organism: Lucilia cuprina (Australian sheep blowfly)
Lineage: Eukaryota; Metazoa; Arthropoda; Insecta; Diptera; Calliphoridae
Exons: 2
Coding region: 73-297 (74 amino acids)
Biological process (GO): sensory perception of taste
Cellular component (GO): membrane
Source: RefSeq, a predicted model, not a curated record